Micropterus dolomieu (smallmouth bass) is the source of this 1011-nucleotide messenger RNA. Its product is annotated as immunoglobulin kappa light chain-like. Gene Ontology annotation, biological process: response to bacterium. The coding region runs from base 1 to 1011 and encodes 336 amino acids. NCBI's taxonomy places the organism in Eukaryota, Metazoa, Chordata, Actinopteri, Centrarchiformes, Centrarchidae. The record is from RefSeq and is a predicted model, not a curated record. The transcript has 5 exons.
AUGACAUCUCCAAAGUUUGUUUUCUAUCUGACAUGUCUGUUCUUGGCAAAAAUUGCUCAGACAACUGAUCUGAAAUCCUCCUCAUCCAUUCAACAAGACAGUGGUUUUAUGUCAGCAAAAAUAGGGGACAACAUAAUUUUGCGAUGUUUCUAUAAAGGUGAUGUUGCAGCAAGGUUUCACUGGUAUAAACAAACUCUGGGACAGAGACCAAGACUCAUCUCCACCUUUUAUAAGUAUGAAAAAAAUGGAAUUUUUCAUGAUGAAUUCAAAAAUAAUCCACGCUUCACACUGGAUACUGAAAUAGGUAAAAAUCACUUGAAGAUAACAGAUCUGCGCGUUUCAGACUCAGCUACUUACUACUGCGUGAGUAGCUAUUCAUACAACUUUGAAUUUGCAGAGGGCACUACUGUCAGUGUAAAGGGAUCAGGUUCAACCGUCCCAGUUUCGGUCCAUCAGUCAGCAUCUGAGCCCAUCCAGCCAGGAGGCUCUGUGACUCUGAACUGUACAGUACACACUGGGACCUGUGAUGGAGAACACAGUGUUUACUGGUUCAAAAACUCUGAAGAAUCUCAUCCAGGACUUUUUUACACCCAUGGAGGCAGGAACGAUCAGUGUGAGAGGAAUUCCAGCACACAAACACACACCUGUGUCUACAACUUGCCAUUGAAGAGCCUGAAUCUUUCUCAAGAUGAGACCUACUACUGUGCUGUUGCCUCAUGUGGACACAUACUGUUUGGAAAUGGGACCAAACUGGACUUUGAAGAUGAGGUGAACUCUCUUGUCUUGGUGCAUUUCUUGAGUGGGACUUUGGCAUUCACUAUCAUUCUGAUUGUUUUACUGGCUUCCUUAAUGUGUGUGAUCAACAAGAGAAAUAACUGCAAAUGUACAGAGGGUGUCCAAAAUGAAGAAAACAUCCAUUACGCAGCCUUGAAGGAACAAAAGGUCAACAGCUCCAGAAGACAAAAGAACAACACCAGGACUGAAUGCGUGUACUCAAGUAUAAAGCAGUAG